AUGACUGUGUCGUACGCCAGCUCGGUUGCAACCGUUCAUCAUGGAUCUUUGGUUCGCCUGCUUGCACGAUGGCAUGGAAGCGUGUACCAAGCUGUAUGGCCGACGUUCCUCCUGUUUUGCUUUGCGUAUGGAGGCGUCGCACUUAUCUACUAUUUGCUUCCAACAGAUACUCCUGAGCGUCUGGAAAUGAAACAACAAUUUGUACAGGUCUGUGCUUAUGCAGCUCGGAUUUCCGAUGCGAUUCCUGUCUCGUUUGUGUUGGGCUUCUUUGUAAACCUUGUGGUUUCCCGAUGGUGGAAACAGUUUCUCAAUCUUCCCACUCCGGAUUCUGCGUGCUAUUUGAUGGGCACAUAUUUACGGGGAUAUGAACACAAGGAAGGUUACUACGUGUCAGAACAAUGCGAUAGCGAAAGACCUCUAUUGAUCAGACGCUCCGUUGCACGCUACCUCAAUUUAGCUAGCGCAUUGUGCUUCCAGGAGAUAUCACUGAGCAUGAAACGUCAAGUGGGUACGCUAGAAGAUCUGGUCGAUUGUGGGUUAAUGACAAAACAAGAAGAAACAAUAUUUCUGAACCUCUCACAAGAUAACGGGCACUUUUUCGUUCCAGUCGUUUGGGCUGUCACUCUGCUGAGCAGAGCACAUCAUGAAGGUUUCAUCAAACACGAACGUCACUUGGAUGCUAUAGUCGCUGAAGUGGUUGCAUUCUGGAGACAGCUGCACAUAUUAUUUUUGCAUGACUACGUCAAUGUCCCGUUAGUCUACAAUCAGGUGAGUGAAGUUUUCCAUGCACGAGGAAUCGAUUUAGCAAGCUUGCUGUGUAUCUAG
Molecule: messenger RNA, 825 nt
Organism: Opisthorchis viverrini
Lineage: Eukaryota; Metazoa; Platyhelminthes; Trematoda; Opisthorchiida; Opisthorchiidae
Exons: 1
Coding region: 1-825 (274 amino acids)
Molecular function (GO): chloride channel activity
Source: RefSeq, a predicted model, not a curated record